This is a messenger RNA of Vitrella brassicaformis, 1632 nucleotides long. The record is from the annotation of a GenBank genome assembly. NCBI's taxonomy places the organism in Eukaryota, Vitrellaceae.
CGCUGAGAGAGGAGAAAAGACCCUAUUCCGAUGCCUUUUUCAAGAGCAGCGCUGCAUCCAAGAGUCCGUCUGUUCGCCAUCACAAUCUUUCUCGUUCUGUUGCGGCCGCUGCCGGCGCAGCCGACUGGAGAAGAGGAGGAUGAGUCGAUGCCCUUCAACAGCGCCAGUGCGGUGCUUGGGCUCUCGUCUGACGAGCUGAAGGACAGGAUAACCAAGAUCUUCCCUCUGAUUGACACGGACGGCGACGGCGUGCUGUCGCGGGAUGAGAUAGUCGAGUGGCUGAGGAGAAUCAACGAGAAGGUGACGCAGCGGCAGACGCGGCUCGAAUAUGACGCGAUUGACAAGGACAGUGACGGCAGGGUGACGCUGGCGGAGGUGCGGGAGUCCUACUACGGCGAGAAUCAACACGAAGACGAUGAAGCCAUGGUCAGUCAUAGUCGCGCAGUGCACUCAUUCGUCCCCCUGCGUGUACAUGGUUAUCCUCGUUUGCUUUCUAUCAGGCGGACGUCAAGAAGAGAUUUGAAGUAGCUGACAAAGACCAGGGUGAGAUUCGCCCCGCGCGCACCAACAGCGGGCCGAUACCGACGCAUUCAUUCGUGUGCCCAUGUAUGUAUGUGUGUGUCAGAUUACGUGUUGAGCUUGGUUGAGUUUGAGGCGCUGAUGCACCCCAGCAAGGAUGAAGACCUCAUGAAACUCGAACUGGACGAAAUACUCAACGUGAGCGACCGACCGACCGAAAGCACAGAUGCAGCGACACAAAGGCGCACUUGGUUGUUUCCUCUAUGCAGGCACAAGAUAAGGACUAUGACAGGAAAAUCAGCUGGGAGGAAUUCAGGAGCGACCAGGGUCGGCCAAGCAAGGCAGUUUUUCGCCCGUGUGCAGGAUGUUGCAUGUUCCCUCUCUGUCUGUGCCUGUGUGCGUGUGUUAUGUAGAUGAAGAUGUGAAGGUGCUUGAGGACGAGUUUCGGCAGUACGAUCGCGACGGCGACCAGUACAUAGACGAGGACGACAUACGGGCGCUGCUCGAUGACCAGGGGCCCGAAACAGUCGAAAAGGACGCAGAUGAACUCAUCGCAGACACGUUCGGACCAGGUCAGUGCCUGUCUGUCUGUCUGGAUGGAUGGAUGGAUGGCACUGUCUUGUGUUGUGUUAUGCUGUGUGCAGAAGCGUCAUCGAUCUCGCUGACGUCGCUGCUUGAGAAGCUUGACGCGGUAGUGCAAUCGAGGCUGACGGACUACGGGGAGCUCCUGCGCUUCCCUGCCGAAUACGACCUCACCGUCUCGUUCGACGAACCUAUCAUCCAACAUGACGAGCUCUGACCAAUGGCGGCUCUCGGGCCUCCUUCCGUUCUGUGUAUUUAUUUGUCAUCGUGGCCUGGCCAUCGGUCGUGUCGUGUGUAUCGGUGUGCUGUCUGUCCGAACGUGUCGUUUUUGCCAAUGGCGGGCUGGGGGUGGCAGAGAGGGAGGGAGGAAGGGAGGCAGGAGUGCAUGAGGUUUGUGCAGCUGGUUCUUCGUCCUGUCCGUGUACCUACCGACUGAUGUAGGUGCGGUCCUGUGAAUAUGUGUGGCUCUGCGUGUGACAUCCAAUCUGCCUGUCUGCCUGUCCAUGGGUGAUUUUAACGCAUUCUCCUGUC